Messenger RNA from Pezoporus flaviventris, 1786 nucleotides. It is a transcript of the gene TMEM41A, whose product is annotated as transmembrane protein 41A. The transcript is spliced from 5 exons. The record is from RefSeq and is a predicted model, not a curated record. Lineage: Eukaryota; Metazoa; Chordata; Aves; Psittaciformes; Psittacidae. The coding region runs from base 57 to 830 and encodes 257 amino acids.
CGUGUGAGGCCGCGCCGCACCGCACCGCACCGCACCGCACCGCACCGCACCGCGGGAUGUGGCGGCGGCUGGCGGGGCUGCUGCUCGCCUUCGCGGCCGCCACGGCCGGGUUGUGGCUGCUGUCGUCGCGGCUGAGCGCCGGGCAGGCGCGCAGGCCACUGCGGUUCCCGUCGGACCUGGAGGAGCUGCGGGAGUUGGCCGAGGCGCUGCGGGACUACGAGAGGCAGCACCGGGGCGCGGCGCUGGCCUUGUUUUGCGCCGCGUACCUCUACAAGCAGAGCUUCGCCAUCCCCGGCUCCAGCCUCCUGAACGUCCUGGCUGGAGCGCUGUUCGGGCCGUGGACCGGGCUGGUGCUGUGCUCAGCCCUAACGUCUGUGGGAGCGACCUUCUGCUACCUGAUCUCUGGCGCGUUCGGGAAGCAGCUCAUCGUCUACUACUUUCCUGACAAAGUGGCUCUGCUGCAAGGAAAGGUAGAAGAGAACAGGAGCUGCUUAUUUUUCUUCUUGUUGUUCCUGAGGCUGUUCCCCAUGACACCAAACUGGUUUCUGAAUCUCUCAGCUCCCAUUUUAAACAUCCCUGUGUCCCAGUUCUUCUUCUCCGUCCUCAUUGGUCUUACCCCAUAUAAUUUCAUCUGUGUGCAGACAGGAGCCAUUCUGUCACAAAUCACCUCUUUGGAUGCCAUUUUCUCCUGGGACACAUUGCUCAAACUGCUCGCAAUGGCUGUGGCAGCACUGAUACCAGGGACCCUUAUCAAGAAGUACAGCAAGAAGCGCUUGAAGCUGGAUGACAACAAGCACACUCAGAUACUCAACGGCAAAAAGAGCUUGUGAUGGCCCAGGUGCCCCAGAUGUUGGGGCCUCACAACAGCUCUCUGUCUCGGGGGCUAUAUUCUGCAUGCUCUGUGCCAGCGUGGACCAAGGACAAUUGCAGUUUUUAAAUCAUUCUUCUUGUCAAAGAGGAGGUAUAAGGAUCUUUAUUUUUAAUUAAUGUUUUAACUGUGCAUGUAUCUGCACGGAGAGCACUAUACAGGGGCUCUGUGAAUACUUCGGUUAAUGUGCCUGUUUUGUUUAAAUUGGCCUGUGCCUCCAGCGUGCCUGAGGAUAUUGACAACCCCCUGCAAAUGUAUCAGCACGGGGAUGAAAAACAGGGAGAAUUAGCAUCCCAUGAGGAAGGCAAAUCAGAACCCCUUAGUUCCUCCCAGCUCUUGAACAGAGGGAGCCCAAGCACCACAGUCUCCCUCCCAAGUCAAGACAGGCUUCCACUGGGCUCCCAUCCUUCCUUCCAAAUCCAGCUCCAUAAGCCCAGCUUGUCUCACUGGUGUGACUGAUGUGGCAGCAGACAGCUGGGUUUCUGCCCAGCCUCAUCCCUUGGCGCUUGGGAGGCCACAGCACAUAGGGCUGUGUCAAGCUGCAACAGCAGCUAGUUUGCAGCAGCAUUUCCCAGCUUUAGGCAGGCCCUGCUCCCUCCUCCCCCUGUCCUCUCCAAACCCAUAUUUGUUCAGCAUUUUUGGCCUGAAAUGAGAAACCAUGCACUUCUGUGCUGUUAGGUACAGUAGUACAAGGACCAAGUUGAGAAGAAAGUAAUCAUGUUUCUGCACCUUCUGUAGGAGAGCUUGCACAGUUGUAAAAGACUGUUCCUCUAUCAUUCAGAUGUUAAGUGCACCCUGCAGCAAAAUCAUUCAGGAUUUGGGACCAGCUGUGAGCUGCUGGUACGUACCAUUCAUAUGUCAGAACUCAGGAGAUUGUUUCUGUCAGUGGCUGCUACUCCCCACAAAGUCUAAGGGCGG